AUGGACAGCGAAGGACACGCAAAAUUGACCGAUUACGUCUCCCAGUUCAUGGCAGCAGCCAGCGGCCAACCACAAUCACAGUCAUCUCAACCCACCAUGAGCGCAAACUCGACACAACUGCCUGAAAGGCCAAAGCAAGAAGCUGAGGCGAACGGUGAAUCUGAGGGAUGGUCGCCGGCCUCUUGGAGGUCAAAACCCAUUAAGCAAGUCGUUACCUACGAAGACCAAGCAGCAGUGUCUUCUGCCUUGACCAAGCUAUCAAGUCUUCCACCAAUCGUCACUCCGACAGAAAUAGCCAGACUCAAGGCUAGUCUCCGCGAUGCUGCACUUGGAAAAUCGUUUUUGCUGCAAGGAGGUGACUGCGCCGAGUUGUUCUCUUACUGUGCAGACAACCCAAUCGAUGCAAAGAUCAAGCUUCUGUUGCAGAUGAGUUUGGUUCUGAUUUGGGGUUCGAAUAAGCCUGUCAUUCGUAUUGGCCGCAUAGCCGGACAAUAUGCUAAGCCCAGAUCAAGCCCAACUGAGAUGCUGAACGGCAAGGAGGUUCCCAGCUUCCGUGGCGAUAUUCUUAACGGAUAUGAUCCUGAUUCCCGAAGAGUUGACCCCGAGAGGUUGGUCAGCGCUUACUUCCACUCUGCGACGACCCUGAACUACAUUCGUGGACAGCUAGCAAGUGGCAUCGCUGACUUGCAUAACCCUCUGGAUUGGGAACUUGGUCAUGUUCGGGAUGAAGAGCUGCAGUCAAAGUACACGAAGAUUGUAAACAGCAUCUCCGACUCACUACGGUUCAUGAAGACCAUCGGUGCGGAUACAUCCGGUCAGCUACAAACAGUCGAUCUCUUCACCAGCCACGAAGGUCUUGUGCUAGAGUAUGAACAGAGCUUGACAAGGAGGCUCAGACAUCCCGCUGGUUACAAGCCUUCGCAACCAUCAAACGAUGGCAAGGGCUGGUACAAUACCUCUGCUCAUUUUAUCUGGAUUGGAGACAGAACUCGCCAGAUCGAUGGAGGCCAUGUGGAGUACUUCCGUGGUAUUGAGAACCCCAUUGGUAUCAAGGUUGGGCCAUCCAUGAAGAACGAUGAGUUGGUUGAGCUACUUGACAUUGUCAAUCCAAACAAGGAGAUCGGCAAGAUUACGUUGAUCACGCGUUAUGGUGCGGACAAGGUUGAGUCUAUGCUUGGUGCGCACAUUGAAGCUGUCAAGAGCAGUGGGCACAUUGUAGUGUGGCAGUGUGACCCUAUGCAUGGCAACACGCGCAGCACGCCUACUGGUAUCAAGACCCGCUCUUUCAACAGCAUCUUCUCCGAGCUUUCAUCAGCACUCAAGAUCCACAAGGAACAUGGCUCAUUCCUUGGUGGUAUGCACCUAGAACUCACUGGCGAUGCCGUCACAGAGUGCACCGGAGGAAGUGAAGGUUUGGUGGAUGAGGAUCUGAGUCUGAACUACACAACAUACUGCGACCCCAGGUUGAACGAGAAGCAGGCGUUGGAGUUGGCUUUCUUGGUCGCAGGGCACUACCGCGCAGACGAAAAGCUUCUUUAA
Molecule: messenger RNA, 1539 nt
Organism: Alternaria arborescens
Lineage: Eukaryota; Fungi; Ascomycota; Dothideomycetes; Pleosporales; Pleosporaceae
Product: Phospho-2-dehydro-3-deoxyheptonate aldolase
Exons: 3
Coding region: 1-1539 (512 amino acids)
Biological process (GO): aromatic amino acid biosynthetic process
Molecular function (GO): 3-deoxy-7-phosphoheptulonate synthase activity
Source: RefSeq, a predicted model, not a curated record